GCUGCAGCGUAAACAAAUAGUUGCAUGACUUUGUGCUCUCGGUGCUGUGUAUGUAUAUAUAUACAUACAUAUAACUGCUAAACUAUAUUUCCGUAUGUAAGGGUUUUCAAUUGAAUCGGAGCUCCUCAUUCCUCCUUUUUAUAAAAUUCCUUCCUUAUAUUUUCCAUACAUUUAUAGCAUACUAGAUAUCAUAUUCAUAUGGAUCAAUCCAUGGUUCCAGCUAAAAUUGAGCUUGCUCGAAAUGUGGCUGGUGUUGUUGGAAAUAUCACUGCACUCUUCCUCUACUUGUCACCAGCGCAAACUUUUAUUCGAAUUUUCAAGAAAAGGGCAGUGGAACACUUCUCGCCAACCCCAUACUUGGUGACGCUAAUGAACCAGAUGGUCUGGACCCUGUUCGCGACGCCCUGGGUGCACCCAAACAGCACCCUCCUCUUAACCGUCAACGUCACCGGCGGCGUCAUUUUACUCUUCUUCGUUAUCCUCUUUUUCAUCUACUCCGACAGGAAGAAGAGGUUGAAGGUGGGACUGGUGGUGCUCCUCGAGUUCAUCUUGGUUGCCGUUCUCACCCUUGUUGUCCUCACUCGUUUACACUCCACACGCCACCGUUCUCUGGCCGUUGGAAUCAUCGGUAAUGUCACAAUCAUCAUGAUGUAUGCCUCGCCCUUUUCUGUCAUGAAACGGGUGAUGACUACAAAAAGUGUGGAAUACAUGCCCUUUUACCUCUCUUUGGCUUCCUUUGUCUGCCCUUUUGCCUGGACUUGUUAUGGUUUACUCCCUUUUGACCCUUUCGUCUGUUUUUCAAAUGGGUCAGGAACAUUGUUGGGCUUGGGGCAGUUAAUAUUGUACGCAAUAUAUUACAAGUCCACAAAGAGACAGAUGGAAGCAAGACAAACAGUCGAGGGUGAAAGCCGUGCGGAGUUAGGAGGUGGUCAGAAACGGGCAUCCCCACAACCAUAACAUCUCGAUCUGUAUGAUUGCAGAUUUCGUUAUUUUUCAGUAUCAAUUGAUCCAUAUAGAUAUAUAUGUGGCUCUAGUGCGAAGUAAAACAUAAGGGGCACAACCAUUUAAUGUCCAACCGGACCAACCCCAUUCCGGUAUCAUGAAUAUUUGA
Molecule: messenger RNA, 1111 nt
Organism: Rubroshorea leprosula
Lineage: Eukaryota; Viridiplantae; Streptophyta; Magnoliopsida; Malvales; Dipterocarpaceae
Source: the annotation of a GenBank genome assembly